Molecule: messenger RNA, 3148 nt
Organism: Dermatophagoides farinae (American house dust mite)
Lineage: Eukaryota; Metazoa; Arthropoda; Arachnida; Sarcoptiformes; Pyroglyphidae
Source: RefSeq, a predicted model, not a curated record
UCGAUCAAAUUUCAAAUGGAUCAUAUUAUUGUUCAUUUUUUUAUGGAUUUCAUCCAUACAUUGUUCAAUCAUUUCAGAUCAACAACGAUCAUCUGAUGAAGAUUUUAAUGAAGAAUCAAAUGUUGAUGAUGAUGAUGAUAGUGAUCAUCUUUAUUCCACCAUCAAUUGUAAAGUUGGUGAUAAAUACAAUUAUGUAAUGGCAACACAAAGUAGCCUUUUUGCCAAUGAAGAUGAUGGUGAUCAUCGACAACAAAUUCAAAUAAAAACCGGUUUAGAAUUGAAAUGUUUACAAAAAAUCAAUUGGUUAAAUCGUACUGAUGGCCACUUGAAACCGGGACAAAUAUUUGAAGUUAUGAUCAGUAAAAUGCAACCAAUUCGUAUAAAAAAUCAACAAAAUAAUUCCCAAAAUAGUGGGCAAACAUCACUGCAGAUGGCGUCAUUGUUUCAAACAUUGAAAAAUUUAGAUAAAAUGAUGAUGACCGAUAAUAAAAAUGAAACAAAAAUACCAAAUUUAAAGAUUGGUGCUGUAAAUGGAUUUUUCAGUGAAUUCAGUAAAAAUUUCGCCGAUUGGUUCAUGGAUUUAUUGAGGAAAUUAUUUGGCUUUAUGCAAUCAUUAAUGUCAAAAAAACGUCAAAAACAACAAACACCAGUACCAGUAAAAAAUAUUUUCAAAUGUGAUGCUGAUGAUAAUGUUGAUGCAAAAAAACCAACAACCACUACUAGUACUACUACCACCACCACCACAUCAUCAAGUCGACAUCGUAAACGACAAAAUCCAAUGGUUCAUAGAUCAAAUAAUGAUGAUGAACCAGUGAAUUUGGAACAAUUUACAGAAAAUUAUAGCGAAAUGUAUGGUAGACCAUUUCGUUUUAUACAAUUAUCGGAUGGAUCCAUACAAAACAUACGAUUAUCCGACGAGGAUCAGGAUCCAAAUGUUAGACAAUUUAAAAAGUUUAUUGCACGUUCAUUCGCCACACAGCUAGAUGAACGUAAAAAACGUACCGUUGAAGAAAGUGAUUUAGGUUUACAUUAUUGUAAUUAUCAAAUGGAAUUUGAUAAUGAAGAAAUGUCCGGCGGCAAUAACAGUGAACCACAAAACUAUUUGAAUCGGUCAUCCGUAGAACAACAACGGCAGCGACUUUCAAAACGAUCAUCAUCGUCAUCAUUCCGAGAUGAUCAUGAAUCUGAACAUAUUGUUUCAGUGAUAAGACAAUUUAAAACAGAUGAUAUUAUCAUUAAACGAAGACAACAGCAGCAGCAACAAGGACCAGGAUUUCGUUCAGAAGAUUUGAAAUCAUCAGAAUCGAUUAUGAAAAAUCUGGAUUUUAAUGUACAAGAAGUACAACUUAUUCGUGGCAAUAUGGUUGUUGCAUCAGGUGGAUAUUUUCAAGGUUUUAUACCGACAUCAUCAUCAACGACAGAAUGGACGAUGAAAAAUAAUGAUCGUACAAAACGUUCAACACAAAAAACAAUCGAUGAACAUGUUAUUGAUAGAUUUUUACGUGAACAUCUGGAUUUAAAUAUGCAAUAUUCAAUGGUGAAACUAAAUACUGAUGAUGAUACCAAACAACAACGGAAACAAAGAAAUCGUCGUUCAAUAAAUGGAAUGGCGACAGAAUCAGAAACAGCAGAUGAUCCAUCAUUAUCCACAACAAUAAUUAAUUAUGGUGACAAAAUUGUCAAACACUUUGAACGACAACAACAACAACAACAACAACGAUCAAAACGUGAAACUAAUGAUCAACAGCCACCAGAGCCACAGCCAAAUCAAUCAAAUUCCAAUGAAAAUAAUGUCAUUUGUCGUCAAUAUCAACCUGAAUCAUCAUCAAAUUGGAUGAAAUGGAAAAAAAUACAAGAAUUGAUUAAAUCGAAUGAUGAAGAUAAUGAAAUUGAUAGCGGUAAAGUUAUUAUCAAUGAUAAUGAAAAUGAAAAUGAUGUACAAGCAAAUCAUCAUCAAGAAUGCUAUGAACAUAAAACAUUUGGAUCUGAUUAUAUUGGUGCACAUUUUAAUCGUAGUAUCAUAACAAAAACAUUGGAAAAUGAUGAAAAAGAAAUUGAAACCAGAUUUUAUACUGCUGCACGUUUGUUUAAUUUUGAUUUUAUGUCCGGUAGAAUGGAUAUACGUAGAAAAAAAGAUACAGCCAACAAUAAUGAUGCUGUACAAUUGACAUUGAAUCUAAUGGGUGCAGAAUAUGAAAAUCUAAACAUUUGUGAUAUACGUAAUAAACAUUUCAGCCAUUCGGGAUUAUUACCACUGUAUUUGGAUAAGAUUUGGUUCAACACCAAAAUCGAACUGGCAAUGCGUUAUAAAUUAACAUUGAAAUUAGAUUUACCAUUUUUGAAUUGUGAAAAUCAACCAACAAACACGGAAAUUUUAAAACGUGCUAUGGCCGAUAAAUUACAAUUGAAACAAAUUUCUCGUAUGGAAUAUUCAUUGAUUACUAAAGCUAAUUUUAUGGUCAUUAAUACUGAAAUGGCAUUGAAUGUCGAUUUUGAUGUGAAUUCAUUGGUCGAUUUUGCUGACGAUUGUUUAGGAGCCAAAACGGAUGCCAGACCAUUGAAUGUUAAUGUCAAAUUUAUCUAUGAGUUCUUUAAUCCUAUCUGUGAUAAAUGGAUGAUGGAUAGUUGGAAACCGAAACCAUUGUCUUGGAAAUUGGGCAAGGAUUAUCGCCAAUCAUGGUCACCAAAUAAUUGUACUGCUGCUGCUGAUGCUGAUGCUGUUCGUGUUUGAAAAAUGAUAAAGAAGAUAAUAGCAACAACAACCAUCUCUCUUUCUGGUGGUUUGAAUUUGUUAUUUUUUAAGCAAAAAAAAAAUGUUGCCAGAAAAAUUUGACAACAACAAUUUUAAACAGAUCAAGACCUAAAACAACAACAACAACAACAAUUGACUGGAGCUUUUUUCUCAGCUACACACUUGAUUUGGAUCAAUUUUUCAUUUUUUUUUCUUCUUGAACAAAAAAAAAUUCAAACGAAAAAAAAACAGACAAAAUAAACUUUGACUUUUUUUUAUUAAGCACUGGAAAAAAAUUGAUAAAAUUUUGAAUUACAUGAGAAAACUUCUAGGAAAGUAUUUUUCCGGAAAAAUUUUUCUUCAUAAACCCAUUCGGUUUUUUGUUCCACGAGAAAUAAAUUCUAUAUGACACUUGAA